Messenger RNA from Drosophila novamexicana, 5493 nucleotides. It is a transcript of the gene alpha-Man-IIb, whose product is annotated as alpha-mannosidase 2. Gene Ontology annotation, cellular component: Golgi membrane. Lineage: Eukaryota; Metazoa; Arthropoda; Insecta; Diptera; Drosophilidae. Gene Ontology annotation, biological process: N-glycan processing; mannose metabolic process; protein deglycosylation. The coding region runs from base 459 to 4244 and encodes 1261 amino acids. The transcript has 5 exons. Gene Ontology annotation, molecular function: carbohydrate binding; alpha-mannosidase activity. The record is from RefSeq and is a predicted model, not a curated record.
CAACGGUUGGACAAACGCGAAAAGUCGUAUAUUAUUCCGAAAAGUCGUAUAUUAUCUGUUGUUGUUUUCUCUUGGCACCUGGACCUUAACGAGCGUCCCGUCCGCAGGACGUUGAAAAUUUAGAACGUGCCAGAUUCAAAGUAAACUAAAUGUUUUAACGUUUUUAACCUUUUGAGUGCUGUGUGCCGUGUUUUUAAUUAUUCGUACGGUAAAUGCAAUUACCACUAAAAAUUCAACGCCCAGUGGCUGGAGCAUUAAGUGGCGCGAAUCUGGUUCCUGGAAGCGCGACCCAUUUAAAGUGCCGCAUUGUUCUUUAAUUCCCUUCUACCAGGCAUUUACUCUGUAUACAGUCACAAAGGAGCAGCUCUCAAAUACAUCCAUUGCGACAUACACAAGCAGCGCAACAAAGGAGCAACAAGGAAAGCUGGACUAAUCCGCCGUAGAGGCCCGCGCGCAACAUGUCCUUUAAGCUCUUCCGACGAGGCUCAGCGCGCUGCAUUGGCCUCCUGUCGGCAUUUGUGACCAUUUUGCUGUGCCUGUACUACAUUUCCAUUGGCCAGCCCAAUCAGGCGCACAGCACGGAUGCCAAUGCACUGGGUCUGGCUGUGAACGUGAAUCGUGCCCACGAGUCGUCUCUCAACAGCUUCAAUGUGGACGCCGGCAAAACUGCCGUCCAUAAGUUGCAGCCGCAGCAGCAGUCGCAACACCAGCAGCAGCAGCAACAGCAGCACCAGUUGCCACUGCAGCAAAAGCAUUAUCCCAGCACGCAGCAACACGAGAAUCUGGACUCGACUUCAGACGCCGAGACGGUACGGAAUGUGCACUGGGGCGACAAGUGCUACGUGCUGCUCCAAAGCAAAACAAACAUAACUGCCUCAGAGGAGCACAGCAGGUUUGAUUUUCAGCCCGAAUGGAUGCGCUCCAAGGAGUAUUGGGAUCGCGGCUUUGAGGAGCGCUACGAGGCGCAGAAGAAGGAUAAACAGCGGCCACCCUUAAAGGUCAUAGUGGUGCCGCAUUCGCACAAUGAUCCCGGUUGGCUGAAAACCUUCUUCAACUACUUCCAAUCGGACUCGCGGCAGAUACUCAAUCUGCUGGUGACCAAAAUGCAAGAGUACAAGGACAUGACCUUUAUCUGGUCGGAGAUUAGUUUCCUGCAGCUCUGGUGGGAUCAGGCACAUCCCACCAAGCAACGCGCUCUGAAGCGCCUGGUGAACUCCGGACGCAUAGAAAUCACCACCGGCGGCUGGGUCAUGACGGAUGAGGCCAAUGUGCACAUUUAUCCCAUGCUGGAUCAACUCAUCGAGGGUCAUCAGUGGCUGAGGAACAAUUUGAAUGUCACGCCCAAGGUGGGCUGGUCCAUUGAUCCCUUUGGGCAUGGCAGCACGGUGCCAUACCUGCUAUCCGGAGCCCAAUUCGAGGGGGCGAUUAUACAGCGCAUCCACUACGCCUGGAAGGAGUGGUUCGCGCGCCAACAAAGCGGCGAUUUCAUAUGGACUCCCUACUGGCGCUCGGCCAAGGAUCAGGGCAAGCUGCUGACACACAAUAUGCCCUUUGACAUAUACUCCAUCAAGGGAUCCUGUGGCCCCCAUCCCUCCAUCUGCCUGAACUUUGAUUUUCGCAAAAUACCCGGCGAAUACACGGAAUACUCUCUAAAGGCCCAAUAUAUAACCGAUGAGAAUGUGGAGGAGAAGGCCCAGCUGCUGCUGGAGCAAUAUGCACGCACCGCCUCCCUAUUUCCGCACAAUGUGGCCCUCAUUCCUGUCGGCGAUGAUUUCCGUUACAACAGGGAGCGCGAGGUGGACCAACAGUACAGCAACUACAAGAAGCUCAUCAGCCACAUUAUGGCCAACAAGCGUCUGUACAAUGUGGACAUUAAAUUUGGCACGCCCAGCGACUAUUUUGCGGCCAUACGUCAGCGCAUGGGCGACAACAAGGCGUUCCCCAGCUUCAAAGGAGACUUCUUUGUCUACUCGGACAUCUUCUCGGAGGGCAGGCCCGCGUAUUGGUCAGGCUACUUUACGACACGGCCCUUUUACAAGCUGCUGAGCACCGAGCUGGAGCAUAAUUUGCGUGCCGCCGAGAUACUCUUUACCAUUGCCUAUAAUACGGCGCGCCAAGCGCAUCACGAGGAUGCCAUCAAGAUCUAUGAGAAGAACUACGAGCAGAUAAUACACGCCCGGCGCAAUCUGGGUCUGUUCCAGCAUCAUGAUGCCAUUACGGGCACCUCCAAGGGGGCGGUGAUGCGUGAUUAUGCCAUGCGCCUGUUCGACAGCACCCAGAACAUGGUCAAGAUGCAGGAGGCGUGUGUGGAGCUGCUGCUGCAGAACUCCACCUCACAUCAGCAUGGCUUUCUGCUCAGCGAAUUCGAGCGGGAUAAUUUUAGCAAAUUGCCACGCAAAAUGCCCAUACAGCUGACCAAUCCGAGUGCUUCUUCUGGCAGCGACGAGGCCAGCGAAACCAACACAGUCGACGAGGAAGAGACAUCUGUGCCGCUGGCCAAGAAUGCCGAGGCCAGCUUUGUGAUCUUCAAUGCGCUCACCCAGCGGCGCUUCGAAAUUGUCACGUUGCGCGUCCAGCAGCCCAAUGUGCGCAUCUACAACGAGCACGGCGUGGAGCUCAAGCACAUCCAGAUCAAUCCCGUCUGGAAUAUCACCAACGUCUAUGAGCAGGGUUUCAAUGAGCGGCUGCAGGCAAAUAGCGGCCGCAUACGCACCUCCAUCCGCCAAUUCGAGGUCAUGUUCGUGGCCGAACUGGAGCCCCUAUCAUUGAGCACCUAUCGCGUCCAGGUGGAUGAGUUCAACUACAAGCGCAACAUCGCCACGAUCUACUGCGACGACUGCACGGAGAAGGCGGCCGUCGUCGAGCCUCAGCCUCAGACGGCCGCAGGCAGUGCCACGCCGCGCAACGUCAAUGUUGUGGAGUUUGAGGCAAAGGCCAAGCCAGCGGGUGACAUCCAGCUGGAGAAUGCUCACAUGCGUUUGCUGUUCGAUGAGAAGAGCGGCUUCCUCAAGACCAUCACCAGAAAGAACAAGCAGCAGCAGCUGCUGCAGCCGAUGCAAUGCGCUGUUAAAUUUUCCGCCUAUCGGAGUGCCCAGUUCCAUUCGGGCGCGUAUCUCUUUAAGACAGAUCCCGAGCAGAGCGAGGCCGAGAGGGAUGUGUUGGAGCAGUAUGACGAUGUGCGCAUCAUAAUCACCUCGGGACCCAUUGCCAGCGAUGUGACGGUCAUCUAUGGACCCUUCCUGGCACAUACUGUACGCAUUUUUAACACGCGCACCCACUUGGAUGCGGCUAUUUAUAUAGAGAACGACAUUGACUUUGAGCCGCCGCCAAAGAAUCGUGAAACGGAGCUGUUCAUGCGCCUGAUCACGAACAUUGACAACAUUGCGCCGGCGCCGCUGCAGCGUGAUCCGCUCAAGGAGCCCACCGAGACAAGCAUGCCUGAAUUGCCCGUUUUCUACAGCGAUCAAAAUGGUUUCCAAUUUCAUCAACGCAUCAAGGUGCCUGCGAUUGGAAUUGAGGGCAACUAUUUUCCCAUUACCUCGGCCGCAUUUUUGCAGGAUGCUCGCCUGCGGCUGACACUGCUCACCACGCACGCCCAGGGCGCCGCCAGCUAUGAGCCUGGCCAGCUGGAGGUCAUGUUGGACCGUCGCACACUCUACGACGAUUAUCGCGGCAUGGGCGAGGGCGUUGUCGACAGUCGCCUGACGCGUCACAAGUUCUGGCUGCUGGUGGAGGACGUGCCGCUGAGCCAGCAUGUGGAUAAACCGCCCAGCUACAAGGUGCUCAGCUUGCAGGCUCAACAAUUGGCCAAUGGACUGCGCUACCCACCGAACGUCUACUUUUUGAGCAAUUUUGAGCAGCCGCAAGCGGCGCUACAGCCGCUGGUGCGCCUGCUCCCACAUGGCGCGCUGCCCUGCGAUGUGCAUCUGACCACGUUGCGCACGCUCUCCGAGUCGCAGCUGCAGCUGUUUCCGUCCGCCUCGGCGCUAAUGGUGUUGCAUCGUCAGGGCUUCGAUUGCAGCGUCAGCUCACAGCAUCUGGACAUGAGCAGCCUGUGCCCGCUAACUGGCAACGGUCUGGGCGCCGUGCGCUUUGGCGAUCUGCGUCUGCUGAGCAUCGAGGCGACCAGCCUGACGGGCUUGCCCAAGCUUAUGCAGCCGCAGACCCUGCGCUCACUGGCACAGAUCACGCUGGAGCCCAUGGAGCUGCGCACCUUUAAUCUUACCUUUAGUGGGGAACUGUAAGCCCCGCGAGGCAACUGGACAGCAGUGGCAGUUAGUGUAGCUUCUAAGUUUGCGUUGUAUCUCAUGUGUAACAAACGACAAAAUAUUUAUUAUAUUUAUUUGAUGGUUGAGUUAAGUUCUUAUAUAUUUAGUUUUUAAAUACGGACAAGUGCAUGUUAUUUAGCUUUAUUAACAGAUCGUACACUCUUCUUCGCGUCUCACACAUUUAAAGUACAAAGCCCAGAGCAUUGUUAUCGUAUACCAAAUUUAUCUAUGUGAAUGUAUAUGCAAUAGAUCAUUUUACUGCCCGUCAGCAUUCCGUUUAAGCAACAGUCAUAUCCGAGCUCUAUAAAAAUCUAUAAUUCUAACUGUCCGGUCCAUACUUUGUGCAAUAAUCCUAAUAUAAUCUUAGUUAACUCCUUCAAAUUCUUAAGUAAUUCAAACUACAUAAAAUUAAGUCAUCUGUCUAUUUUGAUAUUUCUCAUAAAUAAUUUGUUUAGCUGAAACCAACAGAUAAUGUCUCAAACUAUUCUAAUAUUUUUUCUACUUUUGGUUUGUAAGCUGCUUAUAUAUAACUUCUCUGACUAGAUAAAAUCCAUUAUUGUUUAAUGUAAUAUGCAAAUUCUUAUAUACUAUAUAUAAUUUAUCUAGCUUAAGGCCAACAGACAAUAUCUAAAUUUAUUCUAAUUUUAAAUUGAUUUAAACAUUUCUUCUUUUGUAGCUUGCCUGAUUGGCCUUAGUUAAAAUUAGUAGAGCUUAAAGAUACAACUUAUACCAUAUAAAUAUUUAGCUGCAAAUAUUUAGACCGCGUAUUAGUGAAAAUUUGUUCAGUUUUAGCCACAAAUGUUGAAUUUUUGUUGCCUUCUAUUUAUUUAGACUGAUUAGCUUAAAAUAUACGCAAAACGAAGAAAAAAAAAGGAAGAAAAACGAUAAUUAAUGCUUAUUUAGCAAAUAUCUCAAUUAAAGAAAGACACUUGCAAUUAGCAUAAGAUUUUAACGGACGGAUGGAUAGCAAAACAAACAAAAGAAAAAGAGUUAAGCCAAAUAUUGAAGUACAUUAAAUACCCAAUACCCUAUAAUUAUGUUCGAUCUAAUUUUUUUUAUUUUUCUUGUAUAUAGUUCUAAAAGGCACGGUAAAUGAUAGCUCUAAUAUAAAAACGAAACUAACCCAUUUAGGCUAAGCCACAUUACCUGUAGUGCUGUACUUUAUAAACGUAAACGAAUCUAUGAUAUAAAAUACAUACAAAUUAUACCAUAGUUACUAACUAAA